GCGCGUCGCUUCUUGAUGACGCACAAAGGGGGGCGACGCGGCCCGCGCACAGUGGCGGCAUGUUGCAGCCGCGGCGGCCGCUGCUCGGCCUGCUCGCCCGUUGCGCGCGGGCCUCCCGCCUGGGCCCCCCGGCCGCCUCCAUCCGCUUCUCCUAACGGCGGCGAGGCGGGGCGGCGCGGCCUGCUCGGCCUGCUGGCGCGGCAGUGCGGCUGCGUGAGCGGGCAGCGGGCGCGGAGGGCGCGGAGGGCCUGGCAGCUCGGCGGCGGCGGCAGCGGAGCGGAGGGGGCGCGGCGGGGAGGAGGAGGAGGAGGCGGCGGCGGGGGGUGGGGUGAGUGGUGGUGGUGGCGGGGGGGGCCGUUCCGCGGUCGCCCCGCCCUCGCCGCCGCCGCCGGCCGCCUCAUGGCCACCUUGGCCGGGGUCUUCGUCUGGGACGGGCAGCGCAUUGAGGAGGAGGAGCUGCAGCGCUCAGCCCAGGAGAUGCAGCGCAUGCAGAACUUGGCCGCCCCCGCUGCAGGGGGGGGCUCUGGGUCAACCCCCCCUCUUGACCCCCCGGCAGAGCGGGAAGCUGCGUCAGCCCCCGGCGAGCAGCCCUGGGAGAUGGUGAUGGACAAGAAGCAAUUCAAGCUGUGGCGCCGUCCCAUCGAAGGCACACAUCUCUACCAGUACCGAGUUUUUGGCACGUACACAGAUGUGACCCCCAGGCAGUUCUUUAACGUGCAGCUGGACACCGAAUACAGGAAGAAAUGGGAUUCCUUGGUCAUCAAACUGGACGUGAUAGAGAGGGACGCAGCCACGGGAUCCGAGGUGAUCCACUGGGUCACGCACUUCCCGUACCCCAUGUACUCCAGGGAUUACGUUUACGUGCGCCGCUACCGCGUGGACGAGGAGAGCAACCUGAUGGUGUUGGUGUCACGGUGGGUCUGCAGGGGGCUGCACCCCAUCAGCUUUCGGCUGCCCCCCAAACCUCUGGGCUCCACCUGGGCGCCGUGCUGCUGUUCUCACUGCCGCCCCCAACACCCCCUCUCCCAUCUC
This is a messenger RNA of Lagopus muta (rock ptarmigan), 1032 nucleotides long. RefSeq names its product StAR related lipid transfer domain containing 7 (gene STARD7). The record is from RefSeq and is a predicted model, not a curated record. NCBI's taxonomy places the organism in Eukaryota, Metazoa, Chordata, Aves, Galliformes, Phasianidae. Gene Ontology annotation, molecular function: lipid binding.